AAGCCAUUGUCAAAACCUACUAUCCAACAGAAGAUCUAGUUGAAGCAGCACGACGUCUCAACAUUAUGGCUGGAACACAAGAACUUGACCGUCUGUUAGAAGAAUUACGUCUAACAAGUAUGAAUAUGGCUGCUGGUCUGCCACCGCCUUCCACUACGCAUUACAACUCUAAACCAUACCAUUCAUCACAAACACAAAGAAAACAAUUAUUCCAUGAUGAAGUCUAUCCAGAAAAUCGAUAUACACCGAGUCGAUCAGCUUCUGCUACUGGCUACAGUACAGAUGCACAUAAUUUCAAUGAUUCUUUACACUCUAAUUAUUAUCAUAAACAUUCAACUUUAUAUUCAGAUAGAAUUGAUAAUAUUGGGAAAAAUACAAGUACGAGUAGAUAUGCAGCAUCGUUGACCAAUUCUCCUCGACAUCAUCAAACAGUAUUUACAACAACACUUAAACAACGUCCACCAGUUGCCCCUAGGAAAUUCAAUCAAAUUCAUUUGACCAUUGAUCCAGAAUGUGGAACUGCAGAUACACACUCUGCAGUCUCAGUACGAUUAGAUAAUCAAGAGUCGUAUAAACGUGAAAAGAAACUUGAAUCUGAUUUACAGUUGGCUAGACAAGAGUUAGCAAAUCUUAGACGUGCAAUGAGUUUAGUCGACGAGAGUCAUCAACGUGAAAAUCUAUGCGAUUCUAGAAAUCUUCUUUCACCAAGUCAUUCAGUGCCAAGACGAUCACCAAAUACAGAAUCACAUCAAUUUUUAAGUACAAGUUCUUCAUUUCACCGGUCUUAUCAAUCACAACAACAACAACAACAACAGCAGCACAGUACACCAGCUAGUAUCAGUUCAUACCAUCAAAGAACGUAUCCCAGGAAAGAACCAGUUUCUGUUUACAAAUCACAAAUUAUCACAGAUGAUGUUAACUUCUCAAUCCCAAAGCGUACAAUGAGUCAUACUAAUGUCUAUGGUGCUCCACGAUCUUGGAAUCUAAGAUCUUACCAAGGCUCUGAAUCUGAUUUGGCCUAUAAACGUGAAAUGUCGUCAACAUCACAUUUAGCACGUUCUGGUUAUUCAGCAAGACGUGAACGUUUAAAACAGGAACGUGAACAAGAGCUAGCACGACAAACAAGAUUAAGGCAGAUGGCUGCAUCAUCAACAGGACUGCAUGAUUAUCGUCAGUAUCAGCAACAAAGUGCCCAUCAACAUCAUCAACAACAACAUUAUCGUUCAACAUCUGCUGUAAAUAGAUCUCUUGGAAAUACUGAAGCUUUUGAAGAGUUUGAAACAAUCACCUUACAACCAAUAGGUAGAGGUGUUCAAGAUCUUGAUUCACAUGUGGGAUCAAUGACAACAUUAGCACGAGGCGGUGGUGCUUCAUCUAUGAUUGAAGUCCAUAAACACACUGUUCGAACACCAACAUUCCAGACACCAACAGUACACUCACCAACCUAUCCUAUUAACCGAGCGCACAGUACAACACCUACUCGAUAUAGUGGACAUAGUAAAGGAUUUUCUACUCCUGGUCUACAAAAAUCUCAGUCUAUAUUUGGUGGUUCCGGUGAGACAUAUCCCGUGCUGAAAUCACGUUCACCUGAUCCAGGUCGAGAUAUUAGAGGCUCUCCAUUAUGGUCAGCAUUACCAAGACGACUGAGUACAUCACCGCCUCCAACUAGUAAGUCAUGGAAAAGUCAAAGAAACAUGAACAUUUCACCAUUAGAACGUGUUAACUGUGAAGAUUUAAUGCCUAAUACACAAAUGGCAAAAAUUCAAGUAUUGGAAUUGAAUAACCCGCCAACAACUUUGGCACCAUAUCUUAAAAGAUUAAAUGAUUCACAUCCUGUAGUUAUUACAAAAAAAGAUAUUAAAAAGUAUGAAUCACGUACAGAAAGUAUCCUGUUGAACAAUAAUAAUAAUAAUAAUCUAGACAUGGAUGAAUCUGAGUUAGUUAACUUGAAAAAAGUUGUCUCCAUGAAAAAACCACCUGAACGUUUGAAAUUAUGGACAUUACCUGAAAAAUCAAAGACUGUCAUCCAACCAACAAAUGGUCAUUCUGAUAUUUCACCGUGUUCUUCCAAUAAUACUGAUGAGUCUAUCGAGGAUAACAAUGAUAAUAAUAAUAAUAGUGAUGGUGUUAAUGACGCAUCAGAUUUAAUCGAACCUGGAAAGACUGUGUUUACAACUGAAAUAAAUGGAUUAAGUCAAGUUGAUGAUCAUCAUCAGCAUCAACGUGCUAGUUCACGUGCAAGUCUAGUGCGUCAGCCAUUCGCUUCAACUCAAUAUCUAAAUCGACAAAACUACAGUCAUGAUGGGGAUCAUACAAUUUCUAUAAAUCGUGUUCAACAAGUAUCGAGUACUCCAAUCCAAAGUCGGCCGCCUAGUCGUCUUGGUACACCAGCUGCCUAUUCGGAUCAUGUUUCUGUGGCAACCACUCCACAAACAGUGAUUGGACCAACAAAAGUUAUCAGUAAUCUAAAUGUAAUGACCACUACUAAAAGAAUGUCUGAGCGUACUGAAGUUCCAAUGCAAAAUGGAUGGAAGCCGGAUAAAACGAAACAAGACAUGGUGGAUAGUAGUAAUAUGGCUCAUGUGAAUGCAACAGCUCGUGUCUGGUAUAGACCAAAAUUAUCCAGGGAAGAAGCUAUCAGUAUUUUACGCCAACAAGUCCCUGGCAGUUUUCUGAUUAGAGACAGUACAACGUACAAGGAUGCUUUUGGUCUAGCUGUCAAAGUUGCUACUCUUCCACCAAAAGUCACACCAAAAUCUGGUUUUACAAAAUUUGUCAGAAGCAUUUUCAAUGACCUACAGUCUGAACUAGUUCGACAUUAUCUUAUUGAAGCAGUCAACACACCGACGAAGGGUGUACGCCUAAAAGGUUUUGCAAGUGAACCUGUCUUCCCAAGCUUAGCUGCUCUUAUCAAUCGACAUACACAGGAUGCUUUAGCUUUACCGUGUCGCUUGAUUCUCCCAGCCAUUCCAACUACACCUUUACCCCAAGGAUAUAAAACUCCACCACAAAUUGUGACUGGUAUACCACCAAAUAACAAUAAUAAUAAUAACAAUACUGAAAUACCAAUGAGUAAUCAUAUUUCUGUGUCUCAUAAUGAGUCUAUUUCAAAAGUGAACAAUGCUACUGGACCAGUUUCAGAAAUGGGUUCUGUUGUUAUGGAUAAUGGGGAAAUAGACUGUACAAAGUCAGUUGUAGACAAUUCAACAGUUGGCAUAGAUGGUCUACCGUUUGAAUGCGUAGUUAAAGAUGACCAGCAUAAGCAAAUGGUAUCACCAAGUUUAAUCAAUCAAGGAAUGACUUAUCGAUGUUUCAUGCUGGGAUCAGUUGACACGCCUCAAUGGAACAAUGAACUUUGUUUCUCAAGAGCAGUUGAUCAAUUAAUUCCAUUGGAAACAUUAACAGCAUCUGAAUGUGAUCAUGGUAUUAGUCGUGUACGAUAUUCAGAUAUUCAACUGCAUGUCAGUGCACAUGAUGGAAUUACAAUUAUCGAUUUGUUAAGACGUUUAUUCCUUCGACGACAUCUUCCCAAUAAUGUAUUAUUAUAUUGUGGUGUAGAGUCUCGAAAGAAAGAAUUUAUUCACCCUGAACAUCAAAAUCUUGGCAUACGUAAUCCAAAUACUUAGAAUACUUUUGCAACCUUUAUUUAGACUGGUUUGUAUUGAUUACAUUGGAUAUAAAUCUUAGUCUGUGUUAAAAUUUGAGCUACCAGCAUGGACGUUUUCGAGUCUCUGAAGAUUAAUUUGAUGUUGUGCGAUUUAUGGUGACUGGCUGUGGAAUUCUAAGUUGUAUUAUUUCGUUUUAUCUUGGGCUCGUCAUCUCCAUGUAGCUGCAGCAUCUCCAAUGAGUGACGAUGUUCCCACUCGAACUCGAAACCAGAAUUCAUAAUUUUAAAUGCCUAUGCGUUAUUCUCUGGGCCAUACUAGUGUAACAACAGAAGACAAGGGCCAGACAGCAGAUCGUUUAUUCACGAAAUCAACACAUAUUUAUAGAUUUUCAUGUACAUUACUAUAGAUUAUUGUUAGCAGAAAAACACAGUCUUCUUAUUGGUUGUUUCUCACGGAAAGUUAACCUUGCAUCUCUUUGUGGCUGUUUUUUGAAUGUCAGAUCAUUUAUAUGUCAACUGCAUCCGCCUACGCAAAGCCUUUCUUCUCGUUUUUCUCACGACCAAUACUGGGGACAUAAACAUUGACGUAAAUUACUGUCCACCAAUUUUGACUAACAGCCAGCUCUCACCACACUAGGAGUUGACAAGUCAACUGAGACUAAGUGAAUAUUUCUGUUCAACGGGAAAUAUGAAUUAGUUAGAGAAUUAUUGGAAAAUCAGGUGGGAGUACUGGACAGCCGCUUUGUCCUAGUUCGGAACUCUUCAUCAGUACGCACCCACCACAGGGAUUCGAACCCAGGAACUUCUGGUUACAAGGCCAGCUAACUCGUAGACCAUUAAGCCACUGCGACCCGAUCGAAUGUACCAGUUGAAGUUGCCACACACACACCCUACACAGCACACAAAGAUAGAGACAGAAAAAUUCAGAAGAACUACAAUGAACAUAAAUCUGCGGUAGAAAGAAUAAGUGCAUGGAGAAACAUACGGAUUUAACUGAUUUAAGAGGUUACCAACACAACCUCACGCCAUUGGCUCUUAGCAUCCUGAGAACUCCAUCCAGGCAGUCUACACCUUCCUAAAUGGCUAGCUCAAACCAAAAGUCAAAAAAAUGAGGUCAGACUAUUAUUUGAUCACCUCUCCCGACCGAUAGCUGCUACCUUGACGUGGUAGUCCGGAUUGCAUACCACGAUGACCCAACAAGCUGCACUGUCUGGAACCAAUGUUCCUGCAGGUCCUACCAUGCCAGGAAGUUUGUUAGAGUAAGAAUCUUUCUUACACUAUGCUGGGGGCCUGAGACGAAGCCGUACUGCUGGGGGACAGAGAUGUAACAGCAGUAAGGUGUUUCCCUCAGAUGACCAGCACGCCAGCCAGCUAUGCUGUCUCUCCACUCCGGAGAGAGGGGGUUAGAAAAGGUCGACCCCAAAAAUUGUACAUCCCGACUUGCCCCAACUACAGUGGUCCGUAACCGGUGGUAAAUUUACUAAUAUGGAACAAAACCAAGGGACCAGUUCACACAGGUCGUGUGUAUGACCGACCUCAGGCAGUUGUCCCCUGGGCUCUGCGGUCACGCAACACUAACCCUGUCUCUGUUUCAGGUACGCGAAGAAUCAAGACGAACGAGGGUAAGGACUUGGCAUGCAUGACAUGUCUUCUAGCCAUCUCAGUCGAUAUAACUUCACAAUGUCAUCAGCUGACCUCCCUUCCUUACCCCUAGCACUUUACCCCUAGCCUAACCCCAAUAUUACUGAUCAACAAGAAUCCAUUCCCAUGAUUACCUACAUAACGUAAGCAAGGCAUUAACCAGGUAAAAGAUUUCAUUACAAACUAUAACUUAUAGGUGAAAUAACUGGCUAUAAUAGAAAACUACUGAUUUUCAUUUCUUCCUUAAAAGUCAUUCUAAUAGUAAUUGUCUUCAAUAAAUCUAUUUUUAUUCAAAUAAUCAUCGUUUGGUAUAUCACAAAAAUCAAUUAUUCCAGUUGAUAAAUAUAUAUACAUGCAUAUGUGUAGUUAUAGCGAUCAAUAAAUGAAUAGGCCAUUUACUAAU
Molecule: messenger RNA, 5651 nt
Organism: Trichobilharzia regenti
Lineage: Eukaryota; Metazoa; Platyhelminthes; Trematoda; Strigeidida; Schistosomatidae
Source: the annotation of a GenBank genome assembly